Emiliania huxleyi CCMP1516 is the source of this 1281-nucleotide messenger RNA. RefSeq lists its product as hypothetical. The record is from RefSeq and is a predicted model, not a curated record. Gene Ontology annotation, molecular function: syntaxin binding. The transcript has 8 exons. The annotation marks the transcript as partial. Gene Ontology annotation, cellular component: secretory granule; plasma membrane. NCBI's taxonomy places the organism in Eukaryota, Haptophyta, Isochrysidales, Noelaerhabdaceae. Gene Ontology annotation, biological process: intracellular protein transport; vesicle-mediated transport.
AUGGCGCAGAAGAACGAUGUCCGGCAGACGCUCCAAGCCUCCAUCCUCGCGGCGCUGCGUGGCGUCACCGGCGAAGACCAGUUGACCGUCCUCCUGCUCGAUGACACGAUGCGGCGGGUCGUCAGCCGCUGCUGCCGGCUCUCUGAGGUGAUGGCGGACGCCAACAUCACGCUGGUGGAGCACAUCCUCGCGCCCGAGGCGAAGCGCGCGCCGCCGGCGAUGGCGGCCCACCUCUCCGCCGUCUACCUCAUCGCUCCGACCGAGUCGAGCGUCUUUGCGCUCGAGCAGGAGCUGACCACGCGCCGGCGGCUCUACGGAGGCAAGAGGCACAUCCUGGUCUCCUCGGCGCUGCCGGGCCCGCUGCGGGGCACGCUGCGAGUCCUCUCCGCCGGCGGUGCGCUCGCUUCGCUCCGCGAGGGCGUCGCGGUGGAGGCGCUGGCGCUGCACGCCGGCGCGUUCUCACUCGACCGGCCGUCCGCGCUCCGCCGGCUGUACGGGCCUCCGCCCCCGCUCAACGAAGACAACAUCGAGGCGCGGCUGCUGCAGGGCGAAGACGAGGCGGGCGGCGAGCGCGCGGCGGCCGUGUCUCAUGCAGCCGAGCAGCUCGCCAAGCUCUGUGCCUUGCUCGGUGACGCGACUCCGUCGGUGCGGUACCGGGCGCGUGACCACCCGGCGCUCGGCGUGGCUCUGGUGGCGGCGACGCCGGCAGCGCGCGCGGGAGCCGGAGGGGAGGCGUCGGGAGGGGCGGGCGGCGAGGCGGCGGCGGCGGGGCGCCGGAACGUGUCCGUGUUGCUCGUCGAUCGCUCCUCCGACCUCUUCACGCCGCUGCUGCACGAUUUUGGGCUCGAGGCGCUCGCCGAGGCGCGGGGCGUGCUGCGGGAGGGUCGCUUCCGGCGCGACCCGACACGCAAGUCUGCGGCGGAGGAGAGGUCUGCGGCCAAGAACGGCCCGUCCCAGGUGCUGCUGGGGGGCGGAGGCGGCGACGAGGUCUGGGAGGGGAUCCGCUUCCAGACGCUCGACACCGUGGAGGAAGCGCUGUUCGCGUCGACGCGCGCCUUCGUCGCCGAGAACAAGGCGGCGGUGGAGGAGGCGCGGAGCCGCGUCGCGCGUGGCGAGGAGCUCUCGACCAAGGAGAUGGUGCAGGUCGCGGACGAGGCGCGCGCGGCGUCCUUCUCUGCAUCCGCGCCCGCGGCCGAGUCGACCGGCGGCACGGAGGGGGCGGGGGCGGAGGCGGAGGCGCCGAGGGCCGCGGAGGUGGAGGUGCUCGAGCGGCAGCUGUGG